AUGCAUGAAAAAUUGAUGGGUCAACUCGUUGGUUACGGUUACCCUGGUCACGACGACGGACGCCGAUCGCCUCUAUUAUCUUGCAGGAAUUUUUUCAGAGAGAAUGCGAAUGGAUCCUCAGCUCUCACCAUACUUGGUAUCAUUCCUCUUCGAGGACUUUGCAAUUGUGUCUUCGAGGGCUUUGCAAAUGAAAAAUGUCCUCUAUUCCAUUAAUCACGAAAAAUAGUUCUAGAAUUUGGGUCUCAGUUUCAUCAGCAAACAAAAUGAUGUUCACGAAUCACCCCGUUUAGCUUUAGCCUUUUUAGCAAAGUGAGCGCAUCCGCAUCCGCCUCGUUUUGCUCGUAGUCGUAAGUUGUAGUAGUAGAAUUCCUAGAUUUUUUCGCUCGUUAGCUAAGUAUUCAGAUUCACAAAAUGGAGCGAUUGGUAGAAGAUGGAGGACGAGGUCUGUACAGAAAAUGAGUAGUGUUAUAUCAACAUGAUUGAAUUGACGUUAAAAAUAAAAACAAGUUCGAGCGAAUUUAGUAAGUAGGUGGUAGUUUGUUGGUCCACCUCCAACCAUGACGCAAUGCAUACAGCUUGGUGAAAGAAAGAAGUUACGAUCAACUCCCACCAAGAACAUACAAGUAAAAUAAAAAUAAUAGCAGGUGAUGUCUUGGAACCAUUUUUGCAAAUGCCUUCUUGGGUCGCGUACUCGUACAUCGACCGAGGCAUGCUUAAUAUCGCGAUUAAGAGACCAGCACGUCGUCGACCACCAGCAAAUGACUUACAGGCACAGCAUGAUCAAGCCAUGCUUUCUGAGCAUGUUGCUAUGCUUUUCCUAAGUUUUGACCACAUUGAUUAUUUGGUUUGGGUUUCUUUGCGUCCGCUUCGUAUGAUUGUAUUCUUCAAUCGCUGAUGAAGAUCACGGUCGUCGACGUAGCCAGUUUGUAGAUGUAAGAGUUGUGGAUAUUUGUCCAGCUCUAGGUAGGUCAUCCAAUGUAGUUGGUACUAGUCUUCUAUGGUAUUGAAGGAAAUGAUAAUGUUGAAAUUAGGUAUUUAUUGAAUAAAUUGACCAAAUCUAUUUCCCAUCUUAUCAAAUAUCUUAUUGUUUUGUGGUCAAAAUCUUAUUAUUAUUUACUCACUUAACAGCAGUGAGCACCAACUAAACUCCCCGAGAGCUGCGCUGGUCUGAGGACUGGGGCGAGAAACAGGGAGACCCGGCUUGAAUUGAAUUAAAAGAUAUCUCAAUCCUUCGAGCUCGAUGAACAUCUUGGGCCGAGAAAAAGAAGCACAAAAACUGCAAUAACAUCAUUCCAUAAUUUUGAUGUAAACACGGUCACGGUCUGCUAAGUUCUAACUGUGCAUGUCUUCUAUCAUGUGGUUUUUUCGGGGGGAUGGAUCAUAUUUAUUUACUGUCGAAAGUAAAAAGAAUGGCAACCCUUUGGUCUUCCUCGGUCUAUCUCUUAUUUACUGUCGGAAUCGAAAAGGAACAAGUUCUCGAUUUGUAUGAUUGUUUUCUUCUAUGCUCGUUAAGUCCGAUGGAAGUAGAAAGGCUAGUCGUUGUACCUUUUGUUCGCUCUUGUCGGUAAAGUCUGUGCGCUACCCCUGUAGCAUUACAUUCGGAAAUUUAUUGUUACUUUGCUUGUUUAAAACAGAGACGAGUGACACUAUGGGACAGUGAUACUCGACGAGAGACAUGCGUGAUGACAAUGCGUCAAAAGGUUUAUUUAGUUCUCUUCGCC
Amoebophrya sp. A25 is the source of this 1721-nucleotide messenger RNA. The record is from the annotation of a GenBank genome assembly. NCBI's taxonomy places the organism in Eukaryota, Dinophyceae, Syndiniales, Amoebophryaceae.